Messenger RNA from Mercenaria mercenaria, 1329 nucleotides. RefSeq lists its product as uncharacterized. The transcript has 3 exons. The coding region runs from base 1 to 1329 and encodes 442 amino acids. The record is from RefSeq and is a predicted model, not a curated record. NCBI's taxonomy places the organism in Eukaryota, Metazoa, Mollusca, Bivalvia, Venerida, Veneridae.
AUGUUGUCGAGCACGGAUAUUUCGCAUUGCUUAGAUGCAUUGUCCAAUGAUAUACUUUUGUGUUCUACAAAUCAAGAUGUUGAUGAUUGUUUACAAAGUUUUCAAACUAUUGUUGAUAAAGUUGCAUCUCCAUUGUUUAAAAAGGCAGUUCGGAAACGUACUGAAAAUGAUAGUAAUGGCUCAUUUCAAAAUAAUAAUAUUUGGUAUAAUAACGAAUGCUGUGAAAAGAAAGAUGUAUUUUUAAAUUUAUUGAAUGGAUAUAGAAGUGAUCCAAAUGAUGUCAACAGAAUUAAUAUGGUGCAAGCACGGUCAAUAUACAAAAAUACUUUAAGAAAAUGCCGGUAUAAUUUUGAUAAAGAAAAAACAUCAAAACUUGUUAAUGCUAGGUUUAAGAAUGCACGAUUGUAUUGGAAUAUGUUGAAAGAAUCUGCUGGCGUUAAAAACGCAAAUAUACCUUUGUCAUCUUUUGAAAUGUAUUUUAAGUCAAUAAAUAAUCCAGAAGAUAGAUUUUUUACACCAGAUGAUGUGUUAAACUUUAUAGAGCGUUAUGAGCACAAUGAAUUUAAAGUUAUGUUUGCAGAAUUAAAUGAACAUAUUUCUUUUGAUGAAAUAUAUAGGGCAAUUAAACAACUUAAGACUAAUAAGUCUGGGGGCCCAGAUUAUUUGUUAAAUGAAUUCUUUAUUGCUGGUGGAAAUGUAUUUAUACCUGUUUUACAUAAACUUUUUAAUAGAUUGUUCGAUAUAGGCUACUUUCCCGAGUCAUGGUCUGAGGGUUACAUUAUACCUUUACAUAAAAAGGGAAACGUUAACAAUGUGGAUAAUUAUCGUGGAGUUACAUUAUUGAGUUGUUUAGGCAAGCUUUUUACACAUAUACUUAAUAACAGACUUAGAAAUUGGGCUGAAGAAUACAACGUGUAUGUCGAAGCUCAGGCUGGAUUUCGCGCUCAUAUGAGUACCAUAGAUAAUGUAUUUGUAUUACAUGGCUUAAUAAACCAUAUGUUAAACCAAGGAAAACAAUUAUAUGCUUUAUUUGUUGACUUUUCAAAAGCUUUUGACUAUGUAGUGAGAGAAAAUUUAUGUGGUGGUUCUUUAACUACAGCACAGAGUACACUAUCUGGACAAGCUCAGAAAGCUAUAUUUAAGUUAAAUAAGUAUUUAUACAAAUUUACAUACAUUACUCCUAAGCAUAAAUUAGAUUUAUUUGAUAAAUUAGUAGCCCCUAUUUUGAAUUAUGGAAGUGAAGUGUGUGGCUUCGCCAAAGAUUUGUCCAUUGAAAGAUUAAACAAAGGUUAUAUGAUCAGUUCAGACACAAUUGGCACGAGAGAUUAG